AUUGGAAGCCUUCAGGUGUUAAAGAGAGCGAGGAAGGGGUCGUGGAGGGGUAUUUGGGGUGAUUUGAGAGGGGCUUCGUUCAUUUUGAGAGAGGACUUCCUUCAUUGUGAGAGGGGGCUUCCUUGAAGAAGGGUAUCAAAUCUUAGAGUAGGGGCUGCCAUAAUUUCAUUUUUCAAAAAAAAAGCCCCAUAAAGGUGCUGAGAAUUAAUAGAGUGGCGCUCUCCAUAAGCCAGGAAGGAUCUUGGGCAUCUUCCAUGUGGGUUUAGGGGGAGUCUGUAACGAUCAUGCCAGGUUUAGGUACCUGGGGUAGGUGACAGUUCAGAAGAGAAGGCUUCAUGGUGGGAUAAAAAGAGAGGCUGAGUGCCCAGCAGCUGAAGGCCACACCCGGAAACCCAUCCUUAUUGGGGCUGAGGAGGCAUUUCAGGAGCAAAAAUUGAGGAUGGACUUCGUUUCUUGGCGCCCAUUCAGGUUGUUCCUAGAAGCCAUAUGGACUUCUUGGGUGUGAAUUUGUAAGAGUGUAAUCCCUGUGAGUUGAUGAAACGGGUCGCCUCCGAUCUGCGUCGCUUGAAGGGAAACAACGUUUCCUCCGGGAUCGUCUCCCGAGUCCUUUUCCUGUCUCUUUCUCGGUGUGGUUUUUUUCAUCCAGCGUCUCUGAUGCCAGAACAAGGCCCUAGGAUGAACGGUUUCUCUCUAGGUGAGCUAUGUUGGCUCUUCUGCUGCCCGCCUUGCCCCAGUCGCAUAGCGGCCAAACUGGCUUUUUUGCCCCCGGAACCCACCUACACUGUGAUGCAACUAGAACAGCAAGAAAGCGCUGCUACGGUGGGGACGCCGACCAGCAGCUGUAGCCUCCAUUUGACUGAACGGGCCGACUGGCAGUAUUCCCAACGAGAACUGGAUGCCGUUGAAGUCUUCUUUUCGCGCACAGCCCGGGAUAAUCGGCUCGGGUGCAUGUUCGUUCGCUGUGCUCCUUCCAGCCGGUAUACCCUGCUUUUCUCUCAUGGCAAUGCUGUCGACCUGGGCCAGAUGUGCAGCUUCUAUAUUGGCCUCGGCUCCCGCAUCAACUGCAAUGUCUUCUCCUAUGAUUACUCGGGUUAUGGAGUCAGCACUGGUAAACCAUCGGAAAAAAACCUCUAUGCCGACAUCGAUGCAGCUUGGCAGGCUUUAAGAACAAGGUAUGGUGUCAGUCCUGAAAACAUCAUUCUGUAUGGACAGAGUAUUGGAACUGUUCCCACGGUAGACCUGGCAUCUCGGUACGAGUGUGCAGCUGUGAUCCUUCAUUCACCUUUGAUGUCUGGAUUGAGGGUAGCUUUCCCUGACACCAGAAAAACAUACUGCUUUGAUGCUUUCCCAAGCAUUGACAAGAUUUCAAAAGUCACCUCUCCCGUUUUGGUGAUCCAUGGUACUGAAGACGAAGUCAUCGAUUUUUCCCACGGUUUGGCAAUGUAUGAGCGAUGCCCCCGGGCUGUGGAGCCCCUUUGGGUGGAAGGGGCUGGCCACAAUGACAUAGAGCUCUAUGCACAAUACCUAGAACGACUAAAACAGUUCAUAUCUCACGAACUUCCUAAUUCUUGAAGACACCUACAGUACUUGAUAUACUUUUUUUUUCCUUUCAUUUUUUCCCUUUGCUUUUUAUUUUUUUAUUUUUUACCUCAUUUAACUGUGAAUAGAAGAAUUUACCUGUUUUUGCACAUGCAUUAACUGGAUUAACUGUCAUAGCUUUAUACUAUGAAGAAAAAAGCCCUUUGGAUAGGGCGAGAUCCAAUCAAGUCUUGACUGUCUCCCUUUUUUAUAUCAGGAAGCUAUUCUAAUGGCCACUACUGUAACCCACACAAUAUUUUGUACUUUUCCUUACACUAGAAGCGCUGGCGAUGUAGAAGGACAUUGGAUGAACGUGAGGACACUAUUUAAUCUUAAGAGCAGGAUAAUAUUUCCACAUUUUCCUAUCCUGCCCUUCAGGUAGCUCGUCUUAGAUAUCUGUAUGUAUAGGGAUUUUCUUUUUCUCCCCCUGCCCCCCCCCCCUCUCUCUCCCUCUUUUUAAAAUCUUCCCAUGAUCUGGAAAGCAAAGGGCCUGGAUCGCAGCUUCAGUCUCGGAGCAUUUCCCAUGUCACAUUUUCAAACUGUUGUUAUUGUAACCGGAAAGGGAUUUUGUGGUGAUUUUUCAUUGUGUUUCUUAGGGGAGCAUUUGGGGUGACUUUUCCUUCCUAACUAUAAUGUUGAAUGAAAAAUUUCUGGAGAAUGCCCACAGUUUGGUAACGCUGAAGCAAUUCUCGAGCAGCAUUUCAAUUGUCUUUUUUUUUCUUUUUUUGCAAAUUUACAAAAUGAAAUACUUGGAAAGUUAUAAUAACUACACGGACAUGAAUUCUUUUGAAAACAAUAAAAACUGGAAGAAAUGUACAAAUUUACUAAUCCCAUUCCUAAAAUAAUGUUCUCAAUCUUAAAUAAGAGCCAGCUUUGGCAGUUACAUGUGUGACUUGCAUUCCUUUUAAAGGUUUUUUUUUUUUUGAAAAAAAAAAUAUUGUAUAUAAGUGGGUUUCCGUUAAUGCAUAACUCCCGGCGAUUUAUAAAAUUUAAGUCUAGUUAACAAAUUCUGGUAUAUGAGUAUGUUUUGUUAUAAGUUUUUAUCCCUGCCUUGCUUUGCUAUUAAAAGGUUUUAUAAGAUUACCAGACCAACUAACAAAUUGCACAUUCGUUUUUUGAUGAAUUUGCCUAACUCUUUCAUUGAAACUGGUCCUUUUUUUUUGUUGUUUGUUUGUUUCUUUGGGGAAUUUUUUUUUCAUUCUGACACUGGAAUUGCACAGAAUAUGCAAAACACUCUUUAAAUCAUUACACUAAAAGGCCUAAAGUUUUGUCCCCAAGUUUAACGGCCUUAAAUGUACUGUAAGCCUUUGAUUGUUGUACAAACAGAUUGCAAUUGAUUAUGGUUUGUGUAUUUGUUGCCAGAACGCAACAACAGUGGUUGUAAUGGAAUAAAGGAUGCAUGGAAUAGAGA
Thamnophis sirtalis is the source of this 2989-nucleotide messenger RNA. It is a transcript of the gene ABHD17C, whose product is annotated as abhydrolase domain containing 17C, depalmitoylase. NCBI's taxonomy places the organism in Eukaryota, Metazoa, Chordata, Lepidosauria, Squamata, Natricidae. Gene Ontology annotation, cellular component: endosome membrane; plasma membrane. The record is from RefSeq and is a predicted model, not a curated record. Gene Ontology annotation, molecular function: palmitoyl-(protein) hydrolase activity. Gene Ontology annotation, biological process: regulation of postsynapse organization; protein depalmitoylation.